Messenger RNA from Darwinula stevensoni, 762 nucleotides. The record is from the annotation of a GenBank genome assembly. Lineage: Eukaryota; Metazoa; Arthropoda; Ostracoda; Podocopida; Darwinulidae.
AUGUCAAGUAUUGCAUGGGGGGGUGGAGGGAUGUGGAAGGAAAUCCUGGAGGAGCAGGGAAUGGGGAUGUCGGACGAGGAUGGGGAUGCCCUCCUGCAAGACAUCGUCCUCACCCCUGAAGAACUCGCCCUUAUGACGGACAGGGACGAGAAACCCAUCUACCUGGCUCUCCUCGGACGCAUCUACGACGUCUCUGCCGGUCGCAAGCGCUAUGGCCCUGGCGGGUCUCAUGCCUUCUUCACCGGGCGUGAUGGAUCUCGAGCUUUCGUGACUGGGGACUUCACAGAUGCCAGUCUCACGGACGAGGUGUCCGGGCUGUCGGUCCAAGACUACCGGCGCCUCGACGAGUGGUCCGACUUCUACGACCGCGAGUACGAAUACAUCGGGAAGGUAGUGUGGAGGUUAUAUGACAAGAAGAAGAAGACCAAGAAUGCGAAGCAGGUGGAGCGCUGGGUAGGGGAGGCGUUCUCGGCCAAGGAGGCCGAAGACGAGGACGGAGGCAUCUCUCGAGACUGGGCGGGGAUUCCACGGAGGCUGUACAACCCAGGAGGGGAGACUAGGUGCGUUUGCGUCAGGAACUUCGGGCCGCCCACCCAUCGUUACGCAGGGGUGGAGCACUCGGAGGACCGGGAAGACCUGGACCACCCGCAGCUGCGGGAAUACGAGGACUACGAGAGGCUUCUAGGAUACCAAAUCCCUCAAUACGUGGAGCUGUUCGAUCGAUGGCCUGAAGUUCUGUCGGGGACUGAUCCAGAGCCCUGA